UAAGGCGGAACCUCGUGAUACCGGUCGGCUGACUUGGUUUUUAUGCUCGUAGCGGUUGAUCGUUCUGAUAUUUGAAGACGGAGGAGGAGGAAUGAUGGUGUCUGUACGCGUUCAGCCCCUUGAGUACACCACGGACUGCAAAAAUGCAAACUUUGAUGGCAUAGUCCUGGUGGCCCAGAGUUAUGACCAGCUGCCAGAGGAGCUUGCAGACCUACGUGAGGCUCUUCAGGACUAUAGCUCUGUGGACUGCGGAUUUGCUCAGGAAGUGGUGGUUGUUAAGGUCCCAGGACUCCCUGGGAACCGGCUGAUUUUUGCAUCAACUGGUCCGGUGAAUCGGGACUAUGAUGAUGUGCGCAGAUUCAGUGAGGCUGCUGGGAAUGGCAUCAAAAGGGCAUUAAAAGCUGGCAUGCAGCGCCCUCUGCUGGUCUGCCCACAGCACAGCAGCUAUGAAAUGAGUCCCUUAGCUGCAGCCCUUGGUGCACUGCAUGUGCUGUACAAACCUCUUGAGGUUCGAGAGACAGACACGAAUACCUCCCCUUUCAAGGUGGCGGUGUUGGGCUUAUGGGUAAAAAGAGAUAAAGAGGGUGAAUCCCUUGUCAGCUUGGCCUCCGCACUAGAGGCUGGCAGACUGGUGUGCCGGGACAUUGGGGGUUCUGACCCUGAGCGGAUGGCUGCCCCCUGCGUUACUGAAUACGUUCAGUCUGUCUUCAAGGACAGUCCCGUGCAGGUCGGAGUGAUAAACGAUUUGACUGUCCUGGUGAAGGAGUACCCGUGCUUGGCCGCUGUCAACCGCUGCGCCAACGGUGUGCCACGCCACCAGGGCAGGGUCAUCAAGCUGCAGUACUGUGGAGAGGGACCCAUUCAGCGCACGCUGAUGCUGGUGGGAAAGGGCAUCACCUACGACACUGGCGGAGCAGAUAUCAAGGCUGGAGGCAUCAUGGCGGGGAUGCACAGGGACAAGUGUGGAGCUGCAGCUGUCGCUGGCUUUUUCCAGGUCCUGGCCCAGCUCAAACCAAAGAACCUCAAGGUUGUUGGUGCUUUGGCAAUGGUCCGGAACAGCGUAGGGUCAGACUGCUACGUGGCUGAUGAGCUGGUGGUGUCGAGGGCAGGGCGCCGUGUGCGAGUGGGUAACACCGACGCAGAGGGCCGCAUGGUGAUGGUUGACCUGCUCUGCGAGAUGAAGGAGAAGGCGCUGAGUGAGGUCAAACCAGAGCUGUUCACCAUCGCCACUCUGACUGGACAUGCCAUCCGGGCCAUGGGAGCAAACUACUCCAUCAUUAUGGACAAUGGAGCCGCUCGUCAAUCAGACAAUGCCAGGCAGUGGCAAAAGGCUGGGGAAGUCCUGGGCGAUAUGUUUGAGAUCUCCAACAUUCGCCGGGAGGACUAUGAAUUUCACUGUGGUAAAUCCGAGUACGAGGAUGUCCUGCAGUGCAACAACCAGCCGUCCAGUGCCACCCCCCGAGGCCACCAGUCUCCCUCAGCAUUUCUCAUCAUGGCUUCUGGUCUUGAUAAGCAUGGUGUGGACUCUAACACCCCCCUGCCCUACUCCCACGUCGACAUUGCUGGUUCUUCCGGACCCUACCCUGGGGUUCCCACGGGAGCGCCCAUCCUCGCCAUGGCAAUACGAUACGUCCUCUGAAAGCUGUUUACUCUGCAUCAUCCAACCAUCUCCCAUGAAAUAAAAGGAGAAAAACCUAAAUGCAGAAUCUCAUUACAUGCAUUUUAUACCAAAUAGCUGCAUGUGUUUACAUUUUAUAUUUGGGGGAAACACUGAACUAUACAAUAAAAAAAUUUGGUUGUGGUUAGAACAUAAUAAAAAUCUGCUUCAGUCUA
Molecule: messenger RNA, 1833 nt
Organism: Brienomyrus brachyistius
Lineage: Eukaryota; Metazoa; Chordata; Actinopteri; Osteoglossiformes; Mormyridae
Exons: 16
Coding region: 92-1639 (515 amino acids)
Biological process (GO): proteolysis
Cellular component (GO): cytoplasm
Molecular function (GO): metalloaminopeptidase activity; manganese ion binding
Source: RefSeq, a predicted model, not a curated record